Enhydra lutris kenyoni (northern sea otter) is the source of this 815-nucleotide messenger RNA. Its product is annotated as sarcospan. Bases 1 to 729 code for a protein of 242 amino acids. NCBI's taxonomy places the organism in Eukaryota, Metazoa, Chordata, Mammalia, Carnivora, Mustelidae. Gene Ontology annotation, cellular component: sarcolemma; dystrophin-associated glycoprotein complex. The record is from RefSeq and is a predicted model, not a curated record. The transcript has 3 exons.
AUGGGCAAGGACAAGCAGCCCCGCGGCCAGCACAGGCAGGGGGGGCCAGCCGCGGACGCCGCCGGGCCCGACGACAUGGGGCCGAAGACGGGCAAAGGGGCCCCCAAGCAGUGCGGGGAGGAGGAGGCCCGGACGUGCUGCGGCUGCCGGUUCCCGCUGCUGCUCGCGCUGCUGCAGCUGGCCCUGGGCAUCGCCGUGACCGUGGUGGGCUUCCUCAUGGCGAGCAUCAGCUCCUCCCUGCUAGUCAGAGACACUCCAUUUUGGGCUGGGAUCAUUGUCUGCUUAGUGGCCUAUCUUGGUUUGUUUAUGCUUUGUGUUUCAUAUCAAGUUGACGAAAGGACAUGGAUCCAGUUUGCUAUGAAACUGUUGUACUUUCUGCUGAGUGCCGUGGGCCUAACAGUCUGCGUGCUGGCCGUGGCCUUUGCUGCCCACCACUACUCGCAGCUCGCCUGGUUUUCCUGCGGAACGGCUCUCGACGCCUGCCACUGCAAGGUGCCCUCCGAGGAGCCCCUCAGCAGGACCUUUGUGUACAGGGAUGUGACGGACUGCACCAGCAUCACGGGCACUUUCAAACUGUUCUUGCUCAUCCAGAUGAUUCUUAACUUGCUCUGUGGCCUUGUGUGCUUGCUGGCCUGCUUUGUGAUGUGGAAACACAGGUACCAGGUUUUUUACGUGGGGGUCAGAAUGUGCUCCCUCAGGGCUUCUGAAGGUCAGCAGCAAAAGGUCUAACGUUCUUGCUCACGGGUGGGAGACGAAGCAGCCCACUGCUGAGCUGAGGUCAAAAAAGAGAAAGGGAAGGAAGAAAGAAAGAGGAG